AUGGUGGGCCCUUUACACCGGCCCCGUCGCUCUUCGAGCCUCGCGGAUGCCGUGGCCCUGGAAGAUUAUGACCAUGAGCAUGAUGAGGACCAUGAUGAGGACGUCCCCUUCCUCGACUACGAGGAUCAGGACCACACAGAGCCACGCGGCAAACCUUCGACUCCGGGCAGUGCCAUACCCGAGCAAAGGACUAUCUUCCUCAAGGCCGCAUCAUGGCAGGUCAAGACACCUGGCUCCGUCGUGCUACUCAUCGCCGUGACCAAGUUCUUCGUCAUCCUGAGCGCCAUGAUCCUGCUCAUCCCCAUCUAUCGCCUGAUUGAGGAUGCUCUGUGCCAUGUCUACUACAAGGACGACUCCAACGAGAUGAUUGAGGAGAUGAAGUGCAAGGUCGAUGAGGUCCAGGCCAACUUGGCCCUGCUUAUGGGAUGGUUGGCUGUGGUUGGCGCUGUCAUUAACUUCAUUGUCGCCUACCCCUAUGGCUUGCUAUCAGACAGCAUUGGCCGGAAGCCAGUUCUCAUCAUGUCUUAUGCCGGCAUGGCCUUGGCAUUCGCCUCUACACCUUUUGGUCUGAGCGAACUGAGUAACAUCAUCCGCAAAAAUCCCUAUUAUCUCAUGAUUGGCUCCGUCUUCACCUUGUUUGGCGGUGGCCUUACCGUGUUCAUGACAACGCUCUACGCUGCUGCAACAGAUGUGAGCACCGAAGAUAACAAAGCUUCCAACUUCCUCUACCUAAUGAUCGGUGCCAGUACUGGGGGGCUCCUCGGCCCGGUGAUCAGUGGCAUCUUAAUGAAAACCUACAACGCCUGGGUUCCCAUCUACGUUUCCGUGGCCAUUACCCCCCUCGCCUGCGCCCUCAUUGCGUUUAUCCCCGAGACUCUCAAGAUCGACUCAAAGUCGGUUGUGGGAAGCGGUGCUUCGCUCAGAGAUCAGAUUGCUCAUGGCUUCCAAGACCUCAAACGGACCACUGGAUUGCUUCGAGAUAGGAACAUCCUGCUGGUCUCGGUCGUCUACCUAACCGAGCAUCCCAGGGCAUCGGCUUCCAUGUCCACCCUUGCGCAAUACAUCAGCAAGCAUUACGGAUGGACGCUUGCAGAGGUGACCUUCCUCCUCUCCCCAUUGGGAAUACUACACAUCAUCAUUCUCGCCGUCCUGCCAAAAGUGUCGGAGGUCCUCAUGUCGCCCAGGUAUCGCUUCACCUCAUUCGGAAAAGAUCUGUUCCUGACACGGAUCUCGAUGCUCAUCCUGACCAUCGCAAGCAUUCUGCAGGGCGUCAGUCCCAACAUUGUCAUGUUCAUCAUGGCGCUCUUCAUCUCCGUCUUUGGAGGAGCCGACAGCCCGCUCGCGAGAGCAACCGUCUCGCACUACGUCGACUCCAGCCGUAUUUCUCGACUCUACGCCUUGCUGUCAAUGGUAGAAGUUCUGGGCUCUUUUCUCGGCGGGCCAAUCACCGCGUGGUUCUUUAAGAAAGGCCUGGAAUGGAAGGGUAUCUGGUCAGGCCUGCCGUGGUUCUACAUUUCACUCCUCUGCGCAUUGACAUUCUCAGCCCUUAUUUUCGUGAAACCUCCCAACAAGUUCCUUAAUGGGGAUGAAGAAGAUGAGGAGGGGGAGGACGUUCCGCUGGGUAAUCCUGUCAGACUUGAAUAG
Messenger RNA from Clonostachys solani, 1644 nucleotides. NCBI's taxonomy places the organism in Eukaryota, Fungi, Ascomycota, Sordariomycetes, Hypocreales, Bionectriaceae. The record is from the annotation of a GenBank genome assembly.